AUGGAGCUGGUAGUGGAAGAGGGGGAUAAUGCUCUCACGACAGUUGUGAGCCAGAGCCUGCUCCCUCUAUUCCUACACUGGCACCAUGAGAACCUGCACGUGGCCGAGGCGUGUGGCGAAGCCCUGCUUGGUGCGGCCCGCUUCCUGAGGAGGAGGGAUCUCGAGGAGCUGCUGAGGCAGAAGCGGCGGAUGAAGUUCGUCGAGAGCCUGCGCCGCAGCCGGGCCCGCCAGGCUGCGCCCCCCACGCUGCUCCCUGCCCUGGGCCGUGCGGGCCGGCUCGGCCGGUGCUGGGCGCAGGGAGCGCCCGGCCGAGAGGCAGAGCCCGCGCUGAGCCUUCCCUGCCGGCGCUCCCCGCAGCUGCUGCAGGACGAGAGCCGAGCGGCCGAGCACCUGCGCUGGGCCCUGCCGCACCUGCAGAGCCCACAGAGGCCCCUACGAGAGGCGGCCGUCAGGUUCAUCGGGGUGGCCGGAGUGCUGAUGAUGGGCCAGAAGGAGGAGCUCCAGGUCCUCACUGAGGCUCUUCGAGCCCUCAGGGAAGACGAGAGCCCAUCCUGCAUGAACACCUGGAUAGAGAUGAAAUUCCAAGGAAGAUCUGCAGAACUUCGUUUGUCUCCUGGAGCAGAUGUACCUGUACCGGCCGCCUCCGAUGUUUUCCAGUUCCCUUCGAAGAUGGGACCACCUGCAGAGCAGAAGGGACCAGCUGCAGCUCCAGGCACGGCUCUGGUCGCUCACAGCUGAGCCUGUGCGAAGCCCCAGCAGCUCCUGCCAUCUCUCCCCCUGUUGGCAGCUCCUUCCCUGCAGCCCUCAGGCCCUGCCCAUGCCC
This is a messenger RNA of Zonotrichia leucophrys gambelii, 823 nucleotides long. RefSeq lists its product as uncharacterized. Bases 1 to 738 code for a protein of 245 amino acids. Gene Ontology annotation, cellular component: cytoplasm. NCBI's taxonomy places the organism in Eukaryota, Metazoa, Chordata, Aves, Passeriformes, Passerellidae. The record is from RefSeq and is a predicted model, not a curated record. The transcript has 5 exons.